CCAACAGUAUUUGUUUACUUUCAGCCGCGGUCGUGUCCAGCUCCGUCGCUGCGACCCCUGUCCGGUCCGAUCGCUCGACUCUUUUUACCACGUAACCCUACUGUGAUAUAGUCAGAACUGAAGAGACAUUUUAGCCCCGGUUUUGAUUUUUCCGCGGUGUUUCAUCCCCUUGAGAUACAUUUUAUUUUUAAGAUAUAUUAGGUCACUGGUUUAUUAUAUUGAAUUUGCGGGUUUUUAUCUCGUUUCGUGUGGUGUGUGAAGACGUCGUGAUUUUUUGAGCCUUGACGGAAGUAUCGACUUUGACGGCAAAUUUUCGGAAUUGAAACGGAUAUUAUUAGUCGAGGCGGGAGUAGAAGCAAACAGGGCUCAUAUAAUUGCUUGGAAAACUUAAUGUCAGCUGGAAUAAUUAUCAGGGAACGGCUUAAUGUGUUACCAUUACUCACACGUGUUUUUACACUUUGUCAAUAUCCACCCAAUUUGCAUUUCCACUCCUGAAAUCAGUGCAUGUAAAAUCGUUGUGACGCAUAAAAAAGAAGUUCAAUUUCAUGCCCCGGUCAGUGUGUACUAAAACUGUUUUUGCACAUCCAUUAGAAAAGGGAGUGCGUGUGUUUGUGCAAUGAUAUUUCCCAAAUCUAAAUUUUCAAGUAAUUUUCCAACCGUUUUCGACAGUGGAUUAAACUUGACGCAAAAAGUGUAAAUACAUCUUGUGACCCGCGACUUCCAGAAUUGACCUCCCGCUCUAACUUUGAAAGCGAUGGAGGAGCCGACAACGGUGCCGUCCGAGGUGGAGACGACCCCGACCCCGCUCUCGAUCCCCGACGUGAUCCGGCUGCACCUCCGCAACUCCUCGCUGGACCCGCGGCUCAAGCUGGAAGUGGUCGACUCCCGGGAGAUCCUGUCCAGGAUCACCAACGACAUCGUCCCGCAGGCGGUCGACCGGUACCUCUCGGCCCGCAACUACUACAACGUCACCUCCGCUCCCGCCCCCGACGCCGUCUCCCUCCCGCUCAACGAGACGCAGUGCGUUCGCAGUCACAUCCCCGCCGUCGGAGAAUACCUGGCUGCCAUUAAUGUUGGCGGCAUUGCGGUCUGUUCUCUGGGAGCUUUAGUCGUCAUUACAAUUCUAGUUUUAUAUGUUGACACGCUAAAACACAUCUUACAUCAUGUGCCGUCUAUUGCCAAGACUAACUCUGUAUUCGUCAUUAGCGUUUACCCGGUGGUUGCAAUCGUCACUUACUGUGCAAUUGUUGUACCUCGCGCUCAUCUGCUGGCAGAAGCGAUCACUCAAGGCAUGUUUAUGGCAUGCCUGUAUCAGCUAUUCUGUCUGUUCAUCGCCUAUGCUGGUGGAGAGUCAGAGCUCAUUCGUCGGACUCAGAGCACAGCCAUCAUCAUGCAAGUGCCACCCUGCUGUUGCUACCCUUGUUGUAGUUUUUUACCCACCCUCGCUAUCAGCAAGAGAAAUGUGAAGUUGUUGAGGCUUCUUGUGUUGCAGCUACCUGUAGUUCAAGGCCUUGUUUAUCUGAUCCUACUAGUAAUGUGGGCUGAAGAGGAGAGUUUAUAUCAAGUAAACUACCUGUAUCUGCAGCCUGUUGUGAUUGCAUCCAUCCUCAGCGGGGUCUGGGGUAUGAUAAUGAUGAUCCGUAUGGUCAGUGACUCCCUACCAGACUACAAAUUACAACAAAAGUUUGUGUGCCUCCAGUUGGUCCUUGUCUUAGCAAAGCUCCAGGGUUUGGUCCUAAGGAUUUGCGUUUGGGCUGAUUUGUUCCCCUGUAGAGCCCCAGUGACCUCUGCGGUAUAUGCCAAUUUGUUGUACAACUCGGCAAUGCUUUGGGAGAUGAUGAUCCUGUGCUCAUUUGCCCGCAUGCUGUAUAAAAAAUAUCUGCCAGAGGUUUACUUCACCAAGCCUGUUCAGUUUCCACGCCACAUCAUCGGUGUCAUUGACAAGCUGGCCAAAGAAGAUCUGAAAAAUGACAGAACCAGGGAGGAUACGAAAACCACUUCAGCCAGGGAUAAAUUUUGACUCGAAGAAAUGAUUUAAAUUUUCUAUGAUUUUUUACUCCCUGAAGAGGUAUAAUGGUCUGUGGUAAGGCAGUAAAUGAUGGAAAAAAAAUUUCCCCUCUGAAAAUAUCAAAGGACCCAGUGAUGUAAAAGACUGAAUUUUUUUCCAAAAAUGUGGACUUCGAAUUUGUGUUUAUGUCUAUUUUUAUUUUUAGACUUUAAGGGCACUUAUAUUCUUCUUAUUCUUCAAAGUAAAUUGAAGUUGUAAAGUCUUGAUUUCUAAAAGAAUUCCUGUGAAGGUAACAGAUCUCAUUUUAAUCAGUUUUGAGCCAGUGUCUUCUCUCUUAGGCACUACUCUUUCAGACAUCCCUAAAUAUCCCUUUUCUAUUGAUGAUCCUUAUUUUUGACAAAUAUCUACCGGCCAGACAUUACAUGAGUAGAGUAGUUACAGCCUCUCAUCAUGUAAAAAAAGUAUUCACAAAGUAGUCAAAUGUACGACAGAAAAUAUCUUAUUUCAUUAUUUGCAAGAGGCGGGAGAGUAUCUCUUAUACAAAAUCAUGACUUAAUGUGACUGCCUCAUCAUCUUGUCGGAUUUUUUUACUUUUCAUUUGACUGCAGGGUAAAGUGUGUAAAGUGGAAACAGAUUUAUGGGUCUCAUUAAUGCUAAGAGUCAGUUCAAAUCAUACUGAAUAAUAAUGAUGUGAACCAAAAAAAGGCGCUUGUCAAAGUUCUUGCAAUAUCAAAUGACGAGUUCUUAAUAUUACCUGCCUUAAACAAAGGUUCUUCAUUGUAUUCAUUCAUUUAUUUGUUUUUAUUUUCGCGUAUUGAUAAAACCACUGUCAUGUAAUUUUUCCCUAUUUUAAUUGUGACUACAUAUAAAUGUGUUGGAAAAAAACCCCACUGAAGUAUUUCCAAUUUUCUGUCCUACGCUUCAUAAUUAUGAUUCUAAUCCAUGUAUUUACUAAUACCUAAAUGAGAUUUGUCAAAAUUUGUGGUCAUCGUUCACCUCAAGUGCACUAAUGCAAGGCACUGAAUUUUUCUAUAAUGAGAAUAAUUAAAUGGAGAGAAUUUUUUUUAUCUUUGAGAAAUAAUUACAAUAAAGUAUUCUAAGGACAUA
Molecule: messenger RNA, 3115 nt
Organism: Bemisia tabaci
Lineage: Eukaryota; Metazoa; Arthropoda; Insecta; Hemiptera; Aleyrodidae
Source: RefSeq, a predicted model, not a curated record